CUGAAUCUGGCAAUACCAAAUUUGUAAAUAAAGCAUGACCAAUCAGAGUGUUCUGUCACUUAAUGUAUGACGUGUCUAAAAUGAACACACAAAAUAUUUAAGAUUCAUGAUACAUUUAAUAACGAUACAUUUUAUAAGGCACAAUAUACUAUAUGAUUCCUAUGAAACACAGAUCAAAUUGAAUCAUGUUAACAUUGAAAUGCAACACCUUUCUUAAAAUAUGUAUAUCCACUUUUAUUUAUAUUGUUAGCUUUUGUCUGUCCAGGCCAGCAGAGGGCAGUAGAGCACUCACUGCUUACUUCACCCCAUUGGUGUGAUCAUUGAUUAGAUAAGAAUAAGAUAUUAGUGUUAUGCUAAUGGUUGGAUCUAGCUGUAGCUAGCUACUUUAUUGAUAUCUUCCUAACCAGACAGGUAAAUAAUUACAAAUAUUAUGUCAUAUGAAAAGGCUGACCUAGCCUAAUACAAGAAGCUAAGUAGCUAGUUGUAUAAAUUACUUAGUAUAAAUUACUUAAUGUUGCAUGUGUAAUUCAACUUGAUCUGCAUUUCAAUGAAAAUUCUGAAAUGUAUAUAAUUUUUCCUUUUCACUAGUCUCUUGAAUUAUGGAGAAUGUCUUACAGACAUUGGAUCCAAAGCUUUGUAUAAUUUGUGGGAAACAAUUUGAAAAGGGCAAGAAAAAAGAUCCCUAUGUCCAAAACCCCACAGUAGAAGGCCUCCAACGCAUACUUAACCUUGCUCAGCAGAGAGAUGAUGAUGUCCAUAAAACUCUGGCUCCAUAUACAGAUGACAUACUUUCCUCCAAAAUCAAAGUUUCAUAUCAUGUAUCAUGUAGAGCGAACUACUGCAGUAAGACAAAAAUCAGUGAGCAGCAGCAAGUUGCAAAUGUUGAGAGUGAGAGCACAUCUGCACCAAGAAGGCUGAGUAGGGCUGAUACAACAUCAUUUGAAAUACGGAGAGAUUGUUUCAUUUGUGGGAAGGCCAGCUCUAGACCAGAACCUCUGACACCCAUUUCGACUGGUACAGGCACAAGUACCAGAGACAAGGUCCUUCGGGCAGCUUCUGAAAGGCUUGAUGAAGAUGUACAUCUUCGAAUUCUUUCAUGCCCAGAUCUUUUUGCAUAUGAUGCCAAAUACCACAAAAUGUGCCUUGCACACUACAUCUCGGAACGAAAUAUAGCAGCUGCCAGACGAAGAAAAGAAACAGAAAAGCAGACCAGUGUCUAUGACAAAGCCUUUAUUAAGCUCACUGAAGACAUUGAUAAAACAGUAUUGUCCAAAUAUAUGAAAGUGAAGACACUCACCUCUUUGACUGAUAGCUAUGACAACAUACUAAAGACCAUUGCUGAGAAAGAAGGUGUGUCCAUAGUUCAACACAAGAAAUAUAGAUCCUGGAAACUAAAGGAAAAGCUGAUACAGCAUUACAAAGACAGGCUUGUAUUUGUUCCACGUCCAGGACAGUCAGAUCUGAUCUGCUCAGAAAGUAUGACCAUAGGUUAUGCACUGAGGGAAGCUGCUAAACUCACAGAAAUAACAGUAGACAGUGAGACAACAUUUCCACAGACAAGUCAGAGUCUUUCCGAAAUCCAAAUAUUACACCGGGCUGCAGACAUAUUGAGGAAAAGCAUGGAGCAGAUAGAGCAUGACAGUCAAUCAUAUGUCAGCAGUGACCGUCUAUCACGUCUCCAAUGCAGCAAGUAUGUACCCAACAUCCUGUAUGACUUUGUCAACUGGUGUGUUGAUUCAGAUGCCCACAGAGAUUACCAAACAUGUGAUGAUGACCCAGCUUCAAAGGACAAUCUCUGUAUUAUCGCAAUCUGUCAUGAUCUCAUUGGACAGAGCUGUCACAUCCAUACGCCAAUCACACUGGGACUUGCCAUUUUGAUACAUCAUGAGUUUGGUAGUAAGACACUCAUCAAUGAGCUCAGUGCAAUGGGGCACUGUGUUUCCUAUACAGAGGUUAGGCACUUCCUCACAUCUGUGGCAGCAGACCAAAUAUCAAGGACAGAGAGUGGUGUCUACAUCCCAACUGGCCUCACUGGAGUUGCUGAACAUGGAAUUGUUGAUGCAGCCAUCGACAACUUUGACCAAAAUGAAGACACCCUGGAUGGGAAGCGUACAACUCAUGCUAUGGCGUCUGUUGUGUUCCGAAGAGGCCAAGUCUCCACAGCAGAUAAAUGCCUAGCACGGGUUCCACAGAGGUCCCUCACCACCUUAAACACGUUUGAUAUGAAUGAAGAUAAACUUUACAGAUACAUCAAAUCUACAAAGCGACCCGAACCACCUGAACUUGCCCAACCUGAGUUACUGCACACAAAUACAACAAUCUCUAAAGCAGCUGAAGACAGAGAUCUGGUAUGGAAGCUGUCCAGAAAUUUAUUUGAGAAUCAACAGCAUGUCCCUGCUUGGUCUGCAUUUAAUGCCUUCACAUCAGACACUGCUUGUUCAGUAGCCAGUGUUCUCUACCUGCCCUUCAUAAGAGAAUCACCCUCAGAAUUGUCCACCAUCUACACAGCUAUGAUACGACUUGUACAGCUUGCUGCAGAACUGGGACAGCACACUCCAACUCAGUUUUGUUAG
Paramisgurnus dabryanus is the source of this 2573-nucleotide messenger RNA. RefSeq lists its product as uncharacterized. The record is from RefSeq and is a predicted model, not a curated record. Lineage: Eukaryota; Metazoa; Chordata; Actinopteri; Cypriniformes; Cobitidae.